AUGAUCUAUGGUGGGCGCCUUAAGGCUUACCUGUCGGCGGAUCUCCCUUCGGACCUUCCUCGCUCUUCUGUAUCGGCUCAGAUUCCGAUAUCCCCUUUAGACGACGCUGACAAUGACUGGGACCAAGUCUUAAACGAGCGCGUGCAGACUUGUUCUGCUAGGGUCCACCAACCGCAGCAGUCUCAAGCUGUCGUAGACGCUCCACCAAGCCCUGCUGCUCCCGUCGAGUCCUCUCAGCCGCUUCUGUCGCAGCAGCUGCAAAAACGCGAGCCCUCUCGGCCAUCUCAAGGGCAUCCGGUUGGCCUUACUUCGCCUAUUUGGUGUCAUUACGAAGAAAAUGAAGCUCGUCACUCGACGGCACAGGCGCCUGACUAUGAGAAUCGGCACCCAACCCAAGAGGCCUUUCGUCGUAAUGCUCCCCCUACCCUGGUUGAUGCAUCGGGUCAGAGACGCUGGAUUGUGGUCCGUAUCGUCGGUCAUGGAGACCCCACGCAUUUUGGGCCGGUUUUGACUCGGCGCCAUCGAAGUGUAGUUCCGAAACGCAUUAUAAGGUCCGACAUUUGA
Messenger RNA from Peronospora matthiolae, 564 nucleotides. The record is from the annotation of a GenBank genome assembly. Lineage: Eukaryota; Oomycota; Peronosporomycetes; Peronosporales; Peronosporaceae.